Molecule: messenger RNA, 1791 nt
Organism: Paramecium tetraurelia
Lineage: Eukaryota; Ciliophora; Oligohymenophorea; Peniculida; Parameciidae
Exons: 4
Molecular function (GO): phosphoprotein phosphatase activity
Source: RefSeq, a predicted model, not a curated record
AUGAAUUAAGUGCUAAGACUAGCAAAUAAUGUCUCAUAAUAAAGCUCUUCUUAUGAGUUUGAGUAUUUGAAUAAAGUCUUUAUUGGAUUUAAGGUGAAAUUUCUGAUAUAGCAAUCAAAGCCUCAUCACCAACUCAAAUCAAUAAGAAUAUUCUCUUAUCAUGAGAGAUAUAUAGGAGGGACUUAAAUGAUUAUUAUGAUUUACUAUAUUAGAAAAUAUGUAACUUAUAUGUCUAAGAAUAUACAUUUAUUUUAUCAAAAUACCAGUAAUAUAAGCAAAUUAAGAAUAAAAAAAUAGGAGAGGAAUAGUUAAUGGCAGUUGAUAAGAAUAUAUUAAUAAUUAUUUAUGUUUCGAAAAUAAUUAAAAUCAGUUGAUGAUAAAAAGACUAAUAAUCAAUCACCUUAUCGUUUAAAUUUCUUUAAUAACUAAAUUAAGAAUAAAAGGGAUUAAGAAUUGGGAUAAGUUCAAGAUGUUGGAAAUAAAAGAAGAUUAAAGAAAAAGGAAUCUCUAUCAAUAUCAAACACAUUUCAUUUUGAUGACUAACAACCUGCCUCAUUUAAUAGUUUUUUUGUUCACUCAUAAAAAAAGCCUUAGAAUAGAGAUAAAUUAGUUACUGAGAUAGGGAAUUGUGGAUCUUAUCGAAAAAGAGUUGAAACACUACACACAUAGUAAUUUUCAGAUGAUGACGCAAGAUUGCAUCCUGAUCGAUAAAAUGAAAGAUUGAGAUUGAAACUCUACUUUAAUUUUUAAAAGAUGCAAGCAAGAUUGGUCAAUUUGAUCAAUCUUAUUUAGCAAAUUGAUGCGUGUUCCUUAAAUAAUUACAUCUCAGAGAUUUCAUCUGCCACAAUUGAAAUUAUUGGAGGUCAUUGCAGAUAAUUUAAGAGAUUUAUGAUAAAUGAAUGCAUAGGUUUAGUUUUCUAUUUGAUGAUCAAGAGAGGAAUACUCUAAGGGAUUGAUCUGAAUAAAUGGGAAAAGCUACUCAUCUAUAGUCAUUAAGCUAAUACUAUUUAAACAAUCUCCACUCUGAAAUUGCAGAUUAAAGGUGUUUAACAAUAUUAGCAUCAGUUUCAGUAAUUUCAAAGUAUGAAUCCUCUCAUUCCUAAUCAAAUUGAAAAGAUGAAUUUAUUAAUUGAAUAAAAUAUAGACAAAUUGCUAAAGAAUACAUAAGAUAAAUAAGUUCAAUAGCAUCUUUAAGCUUAUCGAGAUUCAUAAAUUGAUGCAGCAUUUUAAUUUUACUAAUAAAAGCUGAGAGUGAUCAUAGUCAAUCUCGAAAGAUUUUUAUUUUUGCUACCUAAAAGUUCAACUGUUUAUACAUUAGUAUUGGACUUAGAUGAAACAUUGGUUCAUUUUAUAGAAGAAACUCAAGAAGUCUUAAUUCGACCAUAUACAGAGAUAUUUCUAGAAUAAAUGGGGAAGCAUUUUGAAAUUGUAAUAUUUACAGCUGGAAUCUAGUCAUAUGCAGAUAAGAUUAUCGACAAAAUUGAUGUUAUGAAUGUAGUAAAGCACAGGUUGUAUCGACAUCACACGUUUUCAUAAGGGAAUGUUAUGUUGAAAGACUUAAGCACUUUGGGGAGACCCCUUUCAAAAACGAUCAUAGUUGACAAUAAUCCAUAUAAUUUUGUUUUAUAGCCACAUAAUGGUAUUAAAAUAAAGGCUUGGGUGGGAGAUGAAAAAGAUAGAGCACUUGUUGAAUUGAUGCAAUACUUAAUAAAAUUGACUAAAUAUGAGGAUAUCAGAAUUGGUCUAAAAGAAUUAAAGGCAAACCCUCAUUAUUUUACAACUUCUUUCUGA